UUUGUGGUUAAUUUGGAAAUCAACUUCGAAAUAUAGAAUUUGGGCGGUUCAAUAAUUUCUCUCUCUUCUCAAACAAACAUUUUUUUCAUUUUUAAUUUUUUUUUCCUUCUGUCUCUCUCAUUUUCUCUCUCCUCUCCUCUCGCUCUAUCGAAUUCUUUCGUUAAUGGCGAUCUGAGAGGAAGAGGGACAAUCAUAAAUCUACAUUAAUUUACGAAUUACACGAUUUUUGGGAUUUUUUUUGCUGAUUAUUUUUAGCUUUGAUUUUUUUGUUAAAAUUAUUUGCUUGAAAUUAUAAUGGCUGCGUUAGAAUCCCUUGAUUCGUUUUUGUUUGCUGCUAGUCGAGCUUGUCUUACCCCCAUUGCCAUAUUCGUUCAGAUCCAGGGAUGUUUAAUAUGUCUAGUUUUAGCAUUUGGGUGGGCCUGCGCUGCUCAUGUCAGGAAUAGAGAAAUCAAACGCAUGAAAAAUGAACUGAGAAAAGGAAAUAGCUUUGGUUUUCUUUGUCAUGACAUUAAUGAGCUUGAGCACUCUUAUCAAGUCAAUCUGCCAAGAGUCACAGUUGUUAUGCCUUUGAAAGGAUUUGGAGAGCACAAUUUGCAUAACUGGAAAAGUCAGAUUACAUCCCUAUACGGUGGGCCUAUAGAGUUUCUUUUUCUUGUAGAAAGUACUGAAGAUCCAGCAUAUCACGCUGUAUCUAGGCUUAUAAAAGAUUAUCAGGAUGAACUUGAUGCUAAGAUCAUAGUGGCAGGCUAUUCAACCACUUGCAGUCAGAAGAUUCACAAUCAGCUUGUUGGUGCAGAAAAAAUGCAUAAAGAUAGCAAGUAUAUACUGUUUCUAGAUGAUGAUGUUAGACUUCACCCAGGAUCAAUAGGUGCUCUCACGGCUGAAAUGGAAAAAAAUCCCGAGAUUUUCAUUCAAACUGGUUAUCCACUUGAUUUGCCUUCUGGGAGCUUAGGAAGUUACUGUAUAUAUGAAUAUCACAUGCCUUGCUCUAUGGGGUUUGCUACCGGUGGGAGAACAUUCUUCUUAUGGGGUGGUUGCAUGAUGAUGCAUGCCGAUGACUUCAGAAAUGACAACUAUGGUGUAGUCUCAGAACUACGAGAUGGUGGAUAUUCUGACGAUAUGACUCUUGCAGCUAUAUCUGGAGCUCACAAAAAACUCAUAACAUCUCCUCCAGUUGCUGUUUUCCCUCAUCCACUUGCAAGUGAUCUUAGUUUCUCCAGGUACUGGAACUACUUGAGGAAGCAAACAUUUGUUCUAGAAUCAUAUGUGUCAAAGGUUAAUUGGAUCAUGAAUCGUGCGUUAUUUUCUGUGCACUGUUACUUCUCAUGGGGAUUUGUGGCGCCAUAUGUCAUGGCUGUGAUACAUGUUGCAGCUGCACUUCGGAUGCGGUACGGAGCUUAUACAAUUGAGGAUAAGUUUCUUAUCUCUGGUGGGUGGUUAUUUGUGGGCUGCCUUGCCACUUGCACUGCUAUUGAGUUACUUUCCAUGUGGAACUUGACAAGGAUUGAAGUUCACUUGUGCAACUUGUUAUCCCCUGAGGCACCGCCUUUGUCACUUGCUACCUACAAUUGGUGUCUGGUGUUUGUUGCAAUGCUUGUGGACAACUUCUUAUAUCCUAUCUCUGCGCUGCGAUCUCACUUCUCACAAUCUAUUAAUUGGUCGGGUAUAAUAUACUACUUGAAGGAUGGGAAAAUAUACAAGAUUGAUAGAGGGAAAGAUAUUGGACCAACACAUUCAGAUCUCAGUGGAAAGAAUUUGUACGGGAAAAGAGGAUCUCCACCCAAAACUUCAUUCAUCAGUUCAUUAGCAAGAACGUUGGUACAGUGGCGGCAACCCAAAAAAUACGAUGUGUAGGAUCAUUGAUAGCAUUAAUGACAGGAGUUGCAUUUAUUCCAGAUGCAAGGGACUUUGAAGCAAUAUUUUUUUUUGUGAAUAUCACCCUUGCAUGUCAAUUUGGCCAUUCCUUAUUGAUUGAUUCAUGCAUUAGAAUUCUUCAUUUUUUGAUUCUUCAGCCAGUUUGAUCUUCGGCUUAAGGUGAUUUUUUGUAAUUUGUAUCAAUAUCAUUAUGUAGUUUUUUAUCAGUGUUAAAAUUUCCUUGUACCAUUGUAAAGUUCUGAAUGUUCAGUUUUUCAGGUGAUAACCUAGUUGUUUGAUUUAAUUUUUGUUUGUUUUGGCGCCAACAAGUUGUAUAUGUGAUCAGUUGUAAAGUAGAAAAAAGCUCUGAAUGGAAAUUGCAAGUGUUUUUUUUAAAACUUUUUCAGACUGAUUAAGAAAUUAUUACAAUUCUUCAUUA
Chenopodium quinoa (quinoa) is the source of this 2293-nucleotide messenger RNA. RefSeq lists its product as uncharacterized. Gene Ontology annotation, cellular component: membrane. Bases 295 to 1854 code for a protein of 519 amino acids. Gene Ontology annotation, molecular function: ceramide glucosyltransferase activity. The record is from RefSeq and is a predicted model, not a curated record. The transcript has 14 exons. Lineage: Eukaryota; Viridiplantae; Streptophyta; Magnoliopsida; Caryophyllales; Amaranthaceae. Gene Ontology annotation, biological process: glucosylceramide biosynthetic process.